AUGUCUAAAGUUAUCGUUAUUGAUUGCCAUGGACAUGUUCUUGGUCGUGUAGCUUCAGUUGUUGCAAAGAAUCUUCUUCUUGGAAAAAAAUUUGUUCUUGUUAGAUGUGAAGAUCUCCAAGUAUGUGGAACACUCAAAAUGAGAUUAGUUCAAUGGGAACUUUAUCAAAGAAAAAGAGUUAAUACUAACCCAACUCGUGGUGCUUUCCAUCAUCGUUCACCAGCAGAUAUGGUUCGUAAAGCUAUUAGAGGAAUGCUUCCAAAGAAUAAUUAUAGAGGAAAGCUUGCACUUAAGAAUUUGAAAUGUUUUGAAGGAUGUCCAGCACCAUAUGACAAAAUGAAGAAAUCAUCAAUUCCAGCUGCAGCAGCAAUUUAUUCAUUCAACCCAACAAGAAAGAGAACUCUUCUUGGAGAACUUGGAACUGCAGUAGGAUGGAAAUAUGCUGAUGUUGUUGCUAAAAAUGAAACCGAAAGAAAAGAAAAAGCUGCUAAAUGGUAUGCUGCUAAACAAAUGAAACAAAAGGCUAUUGCAGAAGCUAAAGAAAAGAUUCUUGCAGAUGAAAAGUAUAAGGCUAAAGUAGCUAUCCUUAAGAAAUUUGGUUAUGCUUAA
Messenger RNA from Entamoeba histolytica HM-1:IMSS, 609 nucleotides. RefSeq names its product 60S ribosomal protein L16-B, putative. Gene Ontology annotation, biological process: negative regulation of translation; translation. The record is from RefSeq and is a predicted model, not a curated record. The transcript has a single exon. Gene Ontology annotation, cellular component: ribosome; cytosolic large ribosomal subunit. Lineage: Eukaryota; Evosea; Mastigamoebida; Endamoebidae. Gene Ontology annotation, molecular function: structural constituent of ribosome; mRNA binding. Bases 1 to 609 code for a protein of 202 amino acids.